CUGCCUCGUCAAGAGGUUCUUGUGUAUGGAUUUCAUCACCCGAACAACAGAAUUUGCUUCGACGCACCCUCGGCAAUGAGAUGAGUCACUUGUUGCGUGAUGUUUUCUCACUGGAAUAUAUUUCGGGACGUCCGAGUUGCCGAGCUUUUGUCGCAGGGUUGUACUCGACAUUGAUUUUCCAGAAUGGUGGAGUAGGAUUACUAGAUCAAUUAGAAGAUUCGUCUCUACCCCCAUGCGGUUGUACUGGCGGCAAAUGUCCGGCUCAGACGGAAAAUAUCGACUGGUUUGCACUAGGAAAAAUGGGCUCCUUGUUAAGGUCAACAUUUAGUAUCCAUCUUUCUCGGCAUCUCGGUACCCUUUUGUUCCCUUGUAAUUUUCUCAUGAAUAUUACAAGGUAUAAAAAAAUGGGGCCAAGAUGAGGGGGCCGAGAUGCAAUCUAGCAGACUCUAACCUUGGCAGAAUACGAACACUUGUUAAAACUGGAUGGAAGUGGAGGACAUGGACAGCUCCAUGGAGGUGCUGGUAGUGGAGCUGUCCAAGGAGGUGGUGGAGGUAACCAAGGCAAGGCUCAGCAACAGCGACGUGCCAAUCCUCAGCAACAGCGACGUGCCGGAAAUGCGAAUGCUGCACAGCAAAUAGAUUUCAGGGGUCAAGCGUCCUUUAUCGAAUUAGAACAAGAGGAAUCUUCGACGACGGCGCCUUCUACGUUUACUGAAAAAGCUGAACAACUCGCAUUACAAGGGCAAGGCGGAGGAGGUCACGACGAAGGCAAGGAUGCGGCCUCUACUGGGACCAGAUCCGUGCCGCUCACAACUGAGUCAAA
Messenger RNA from Amoebophrya sp. A25, 823 nucleotides. NCBI's taxonomy places the organism in Eukaryota, Dinophyceae, Syndiniales, Amoebophryaceae. The record is from the annotation of a GenBank genome assembly.